AUGGGCGACGAAGCGAGCCACGAUAACCACCUGGCACCCACCGCGGACCAUGAUGUGCCCACUAUUGUCCCGGCAAAUGAACCCAAAGAGCCACGAGGACGCUUGACACCUCGUCCUUCUUUUCUGGAGAACCUCGCCAGUUCCACAGACAGACAGUUCAUGUUGGGAAGACGCAACUCUAGCGAAAUCGAUCGAUAUUUCCACGGACCGCGAGAUCUCGAUCGACACUCCAAAUGGCCCAUCUUCCUACGAAUGCAUGGCAGUAUCAUGCCGAAAAUGAUUUUACCCCUUGCCUUUGUUGCAGCUUGGUCCACCCUCAUUACCCUCAUUUCCAGAUUUGUCCACAACAUCGGCAUCAACGAUAUUCUUUUGACAGUUACCGGUUUCGUGGUCAGUUUGGCGCUGUCGUUCCGCAGUUCGACGGCAUAUGAGAGAUGGGCGGAUGGAAGAAAGUACUGGGCGCUCCUCAAUCAGACGGCUCGCAACCUUGCACGUACUAUUUGGGUCAACACGGCAGAACGCGCAGGAGAGGAAGGCAAGGAAGACUUGCUGGCAAAACUGACUGCCAUGAAUCUCAUUCUGGCGUUCGCCGUUUCCCUCAAACAUAAACUGCGAUUCGAACCCGAUGUUGGCUACGAGGAUCUAGCAGGCCUGGUUGCACACCUCGACACAUUUGCCAAAGAGGCCCACGACCGCCAAGUCGUUCAACCCCCGAAAAAGACGCCCUGGAAAUCAAUCGGUGAAUACCUGGGCGUUUCUUUUGCCGAGUCCAACCCGAGAAAGCUUAUCAAGCGGUCCAAGAAACCCUUGGGCCAUCUUCCUCUGGAGAUCUUGAACCAUCUCUCCGCAUAUGUCGACCGGUGCAUCGCCAACAAUACUCUCAACGUUAGUCUCCACCAAGGACAAGCCAUCACCGCUUUAUCUACCCUGAACGAAGUCCUCACCGGCACCGAGCGCGUCCUGGACACUCCACUCCCCGCCGCAUACAGCAUUUCCAUCGCCCAAAUUGCCUGGAUCUAUGUUCUCGUGUUGCCAUUCCAGCUCUAUGACUUUCUCGAAUGGGUGACCAUCCCCGCUUCCGUCGUUGCCGCCUACAUCAUUCUCGGACUUGCCUUCAUCGGCAGUGAAAUCGAAAACCCCUUCGGUCACGAUGUCAACGACCUUCCUCUCGACACCUACUGCCGCCAGCUCGCCGUCGAGCUUGACAUCAUCACCGCCAUGCCCCCGCCCAAGCUGGACGAGUUCGGCACGCGCGAGGACAACUUCGUCCUGUACCCUCUCAGCACAUCCGGAUACCCCGAGUGGAAGGACCGCUCGGUCGAAGAGAUUCGCGCCGCUCUGAGGGCCAAGGUAGUGGCCAACUACCCGUCCGCAGCGAUGUCGGACGCCGCGACAGUGAUAGGGAGUGUGCGAAGCAAGCAGUCUGUUUGA
Aspergillus luchuensis is the source of this 1431-nucleotide messenger RNA. Its product is annotated as UPF0187 domain membrane protein. The transcript has 7 exons. Gene Ontology annotation, molecular function: chloride channel activity. The record is from RefSeq and is a predicted model, not a curated record. Lineage: Eukaryota; Fungi; Ascomycota; Eurotiomycetes; Eurotiales; Aspergillaceae. Bases 1 to 1431 code for a protein of 476 amino acids.